Penaeus indicus is the source of this 1051-nucleotide messenger RNA. RefSeq names its product glycoprotein-N-acetylgalactosamine 3-beta-galactosyltransferase 1-like. The record is from RefSeq and is a predicted model, not a curated record. NCBI's taxonomy places the organism in Eukaryota, Metazoa, Arthropoda, Malacostraca, Decapoda, Penaeidae. The transcript is spliced from 8 exons. The coding region runs from base 149 to 1051 and encodes 300 amino acids. Gene Ontology annotation, molecular function: N-acetylgalactosaminide beta-1,3-galactosyltransferase activity. Gene Ontology annotation, cellular component: membrane.
AGUAUUUUCAUCUGUCUGAGAGUGUUUCAAAACAAUAAACAUCAUCUUGAAAAACUGCCAAGUUCAAGCCCCGCCUCUUAACAAACCGACACUGCAAAGUAAACUUCGAUUAUCUGAGAGCUGAAAACUCAUCUUUGGAUCCUGCAGCAUGGCUAAAGUGGAGACCAAAUUGCCAACAAGCCCAUCGACGUUGGUCGUGGGAUUUCUGAUGUUACUCGGCAGUGUACUUGGUUAUGUCUUCACUCUUGUCUUCGUGAACCAAUCCCAAAUGUCAACAAAGUUGAGAAACUGGCGAGAAAAUCAAGCGUCAGCCCAGAGUCUCCGCACUUUGCAGCAUGAAGUUGUCACAACAAAGGCUGACAGACUGGCCAAAGAAACUCGAAUAUUGUGCUGGAUCUUGACGCAACCCAAGUCUCAUUACAAGAAAGCAGUUCACGUAAAGAACACCUGGGGAAAGCGAUGUGACAAACUGAUUUUUAUGAGCACCAAAAACGUUGUCACAACAAAGGCUGACAGACUGGCCAAAGAAACUCGAAUAUUGUGCUGGAUCUUGACGCAACCCAAGUCUCAUUACAAGAAAGCAGUUCACGUAAAGAACACCUGGGGAAAGCGAUGUGACAAACUGAUUUUUAUGAGCACCAAAAACGAUGAGAAACUCGGGGCCGUCGCCCUGAACACUUCCGAAGGAUAUUAUAACCUGUGGGGAAAGACGAAGGCAGCUUUCAAAUACGUUUACGACCACCACUUGGACGAGUACGACUGGUUUCUGAAGGCGGACGACGAUACAUACACGAUUAUGGAGAAUAUGCGGUAUAUGCUUUGCAGCUAUGAUCCAAAAUAUCCUAUUUAUUUUGGAUCAAAAUUUAGACGGUUCUACAAAGAGGGAUUCCUGGGUGGAGGGUCUGGUUAUGUUUUAAGCAGAGAAGCAACAAGAAAGUUAGUGGAAGAAGCGAUGCCAAAUAAGACGAAGUGUAAGGCAGGCGAACGAGGUCUGGAAGAUGUUGAAUUAGGUACAUUUAUGAGGCUGCUUCCUUUUGAUCUUCGAUUUUAA